UUAUUAUCAUCUGUCUAUAGGAUGUGACGGUCGCGAAUGUUGUUGUAAAAUUCCGUAACGCUAAAAUGAUAUUAUUUUAAUUAUAAUGUGUUUGGUAUAAUACGAGUGCGCAAAACAUACAAAAUGGUGAAAGACAAAUUGACUAUAUCUAGUGAAGUUAGUAGUAAAGAAAUUAAAAAUGCAGUUGACAUCGAUUUUGCUCUGAAUGUAGCAGGAAUGGGAUGGUACAACAUACGCUACGCUCUCAACCUGGCGUUGUUCCUCAUAGCGGCUAUAAUAGAGCCAGUGGGAUACUCGUAUGUUUUGCCAGCUGCGAAAUGCGACUUGCAAAUGACUGAUACACAACGAGGUGUUAUUGGAUCUGUGCCGUAUAUAGGUAUAGUUUUAACUUCAUUUCCAUGGGGAUAUUUGGUUGAUACGAAAGGAAGGAAGAAGAUGAUAAUUAUAAGCUCUCUCAUGGCUGGAGCGCUAGGCGUUCUUUCGGCAUUUAUGCCUGAUCUAAUAUCAUUCGUAGUUCUUAAAAGUCUCAUGUCUCUUUGCAUCGCAUGUCCUGCCGCUGUACCAUAUUCAUACAUCGGUGAAAUUAUUCCAGGCAGAUACAGAGAUAUAACACUCUCUGUUACAAAUGCUAUGCAAAUUUGUGGAUCUGCCUUAGUGCCCUUAUUUGCAUGGGCAAUUCUACCAUUAGAGUUCAGAAUCGACUUUGGAUCGUACUACUUUAGACCUUGGCGACUUCUCACAAUAAUAUAUGCUCUACCAUUUAUAAUCAGUGCUUGUUUACUGGCCUUCGGUCCAGAGAGCCCAAAAUACCUCAUGUCCCAAGGAAAACACGACGAAUCACUUCAGGUGUUGAGAACAAUAUACUCUUCAAAUAAGAGAAAACCGCCAGACGAUUAUCCCGUAAAACGUUUAUUGAUGCCGGAAAGCGAAGAAACAAAAAAACCGUCGUUCUUUAAAUCUCUCGUUAAUCAAAGCGUACCACUCCUAAAACCACCAUAUUUGAAAUGGAUGGCAUUAAAUGGAAUAUUACUUUUCGGUAUUUUCUCUACCUUAAACGGGCUCUAUAUGUGGCUACCAGAUGUGCUGAAUAGAGUGUUAACAGGAGGAGGCCAUGAGCAAACUGCCUGUCAAGUUAUUGCACAAAGAUUAAAUGAGACGCAAUCAAAUGCAGAAUGUGACGAUCAAAUAGAUAAAAUGACAUUUAUGAUCAACGCAAUUGCAAAUUUAUCCUGUGCUAUUAUUGCAGUAGGAGUUAGCAGUUUAGUCAAAAUUAUAGGCAAGAAAGUGCUGCUAAUUGCGGUAUAUCUUGUUAUAGGUGUAUGCUGUAUAAUGAUCAAUUUUGUCACACAGCAAGCUUUAUUCGCAAUUUUGUUAUCUUCCUUGCCUAUAACGGGUCUGGCAAUUGGUCCCGUAAAUGCAUAUGCUGUUGAAAUUUUCCCAACUCAAUUAAGGGGUAUGGCAGUCAGUUUAAGUAUGAUGCUGGGUCGGACGGGAUCCAUCAUCGGUACCAAUGUAGCUGGUAUUCUAAUCAAUGCCGCUUGUGAGAUUACGUUCUAUGGUUUUGGAGGAUUAUUAAUACUUUGUGCAGCCCUCUCUUUACUGCUACCUAGAGCCAAAAGACCUGCAGAACCCAUAAGGAGUACAUUGUAAACUUUAUCUAAAACAGGAUAAUAUUGUAUUCACCACUCAAUGUCUGAAGAAAAAAAAACCAGUAAAGAAGCCCAGAAAGCAGUGGACUACGGACAAAACACCAUCGUGUUCCGUCGAGCUGCUUUUAUUGGUAGUUAGAAUUUAUUUGCGACCCCGCCGGCGAAGAAAGACUCGUACCUACCAGCAGGCUGUAAAGCAAUUUUUUUCUAGCUUUAAGCCUAGUUAGUUUGUUGUAAUUUAUUAAACAUCACUGAUUUUUA
Messenger RNA from Colias croceus (clouded yellow), 1910 nucleotides. RefSeq names its product synaptic vesicle glycoprotein 2C-like. The coding region runs from base 124 to 1650 and encodes 508 amino acids. The record is from RefSeq and is a predicted model, not a curated record. The transcript is spliced from 10 exons. Gene Ontology annotation, biological process: transmembrane transport. Gene Ontology annotation, molecular function: transmembrane transporter activity. NCBI's taxonomy places the organism in Eukaryota, Metazoa, Arthropoda, Insecta, Lepidoptera, Pieridae.